GUGCAGCAGUGCGUGAAAGAAAAAUAGAAAAUGGCAGCGUCCAGGGGAAGUCCGGUAAUUGACAAAGCCAAGAAAUAUGAUCGUCAGCUGAGACUUUGGGGUGACCAUGGCCAGGCAGCAUUAGAAUCUGCUCACGUCUGUCUGAUCAACGCUACAGCUACUGGAACAGAGACCCUGAAGAAUCUCAUCUUACCUGGGAUCGGUUCUUUCACCAUUGUGGACGGUGGAAAGGUCAAAGGUGAAGAUGUCGGCAACAAUUUUUUCAUGACAAAGGACAGCAUUGGUCAGGCGAGAGCUCAGGUAGCUACAGAGUUGCUUCAAGAAUUGAAUAGUGAUGUCAGAGGAGACUUUGUGGAAGAGUCUGUGGAGCAACUUCUGGAAAAUAACCCUAGUUUCUUUGAUAACUUCAAUGUUGUCAUAGCAACGGACCUACCAGAGAGAACACUACUGGACCUAGCUGCUGUUUUGUGGAGGAAUAGUAUUCCUCUGUUGGUGUGCCGUUGCUAUGGUUUCCUAGGAUACAUGAGACUGGCUAUCAAGGAGCAUACAGUUAUUGAAUCCCACCCAGACAACGCCCACGAUGACCUGAGGCUUGACCGUCCAUUCCCUAGUUUCGUAGAGUUUGCCAAGUUAUUUGAUCUCAGUGCUAUGACAAAACAGGACCACAUGCAUACUCCUUACCUCAUCCUGCUACACAAGUACUUGGAGGAGUGGAGGAAAGAGCAUGAUGGUGAGAUGCCCAAGAACUACAAAGAGAAAACAGCCUUCAAGGAUAUCAUCAGGCAAGGUAUUCUAAAGAAUGAACAUGGUGUUCCUGAGAUGGAGGAGAACUUUGAUGAAGCCAUCAAGGCUGUCAAUGUUUCCCUGACCAAGACCAGGAUCCCAAGCCAGGUCCAGGAUAUCCUAAAUGAUCCAGCCUGCACAGGUCUAACUUCAGAGAGUUCCAAUUACUGGAUCCUGGCCCAGGCGGUCAAGCAGUUUACUGAGAAUGAAGGAAACGGAGCCCUCCCUCUACGAGGGUCGAUCCCAGACAUGACGGCUGACUCCAAGAGAUAUAUACAGCUCCAGAAUGUAUAUUUAGAGCAAUCAAGACAUGAUGUGUCAGCAGUAUCCGUACGCGUACAACAAAUAUUGGCUUCUCUGGGGAGGUCUCCAGACAGUAUACAGGACUCUGAGAUCCGUCUUUUCUGCAAGAAUGCCUCCUUCCUCCGGUUGGUGAGAUGCAGAGCAUUAGCAGAGGAGCACAUACCAGAGAAGGCUAAUGUAGCUGAUAUAGCCAUGAAUCUAGAGAACCCGGACAGUGAGAUGUGUCUGCAUGUGGCGUUGAGGGCGGUAGAUAAGUUCUUUAACCAGUACAACCAAUACCCAGGAUGGUGUGACAAUCAGAUAGAAGAGGACUUUGGAAGAUUAAAGGCUUGUGCAAACAGUUUACUACAGGAGUGGAACAUCAGUGCCACCAUCAAGGAAGACUACUUCAGGGAAAUUUGUCGGUAUGGUGCAGCUGAGCUCCACUCGGUGGCCGCAUUCAUUGGGGGCGUGGCAGCUCAAGAGGUCAUCAAGGUCGUGACCCGUCAGUUUGUGCCUUUCAACAACACUUACAUCUACAAUGCAGUCAACGGAGGUUCAGCUACUUAUCAGAUGUGAUGAUAGCUGUUGAUGAUGGAAUAUGAACUGUUGAGGCUCACUGUCAGACAGAGAUGCCAGUUUUUGGGCCCUAAUGAUUUAUUUUCAGGCCAUAGUUGAGGCUUUUUUGUGUUCAAAAUAGCUCAUUCUAGGUGAUUUUCAGGCCCUCUGAUCGAUUCUAAAUGGCAUCCCUGUGUCAGAGCUAUUUGCAUGUUGUUUCUGAACUACAACCUAGUUACCACCUGGAUUUACAAAUUUAGAAGUGACUUGCUUUGUGCUUGGUACCAGAUUGAUCAUCUGUAAAGGCGCGUUUACGGGGUAAACCAUCGCACAAAAACUGUGACGUUUUUUUUUAAGGUGUCAAUGAAUGGUAGCGAUGUGCAACAAAGGUCCGGCUU
Strongylocentrotus purpuratus (purple sea urchin) is the source of this 2021-nucleotide messenger RNA. RefSeq names its product NEDD8-activating enzyme E1 regulatory subunit (gene nae1). The transcript has 14 exons. Bases 31 to 1644 code for a protein of 537 amino acids. Lineage: Eukaryota; Metazoa; Echinodermata; Echinoidea; Camarodonta; Strongylocentrotidae. The record is from RefSeq and is a predicted model, not a curated record. Gene Ontology annotation, cellular component: nucleus; cytoplasm. Gene Ontology annotation, molecular function: ubiquitin activating enzyme activity; NEDD8 activating enzyme activity. Gene Ontology annotation, biological process: protein ubiquitination; DNA damage response; ubiquitin-dependent protein catabolic process.